UAUACAAUUCUUUCGUGUAUUACGUAUAUUAUUAGUUUUGAUUGGAAAUUACGGUAUAAAUAUAGAAAAUGAAUUAAACUCGGAAUAAACAGGAACAUUUUGAUGCUCGAUUAUGUUUUACAUCACGUCUAAGAUAAGGGUAAAAUGCGUCAUUCGCAGUCGGUAGUUUAAAGCAUGGCGUUGUAACUUAGCGAUUCUGUACCGAAUAACUCGGUAAUCGAUCGAAAAACCAGACAUGACGUGGGUCUAGGUGGCGCCAGUGCGCCAUUAGGUCAUUCGUCAGUAACAUUCGGAGAUCACAGAAGACAAGCAAGCUCCCAUCAUGACGUCCACAAGGUGGUUACCUUUGGAAUCCAAUCCCGAUGUUAUGAAUAAGUUCCUCCAUGAUGGGGGUGUUCCUUCCGAAUGGGGCAUCGUAGACGUUAUCGAUCUAGACGCUCUCCAGUCUGUUCCUCAACCUGUUGUCGCCGUUUUGCUGUUAUUCCCUGGAGGAGACCAGUAUGAAAGUUAUUGUAAAGAAGAAGCGGAGAGAAUUCAGUCGGAUGGACAAACCGUUAGUGAUGGCAUAUAUUUUAUGAAUCAAGUCAUCAAGAAUGCCUGCGGGACAAUAGCCCUCAUCCAUUCCAUAGCAAACAAUGCAGGCAAGAUUCAAAUGGACGAGGAAAGUGUCCUGAAACGUUUUAUAGAUCAAACCAAAGACCUCGCUCCAGAAGAAAGAGGUCAAGAAUUAGAAAAAUAUGACGACAUCGUGGCACUCCACGAAGCCAGUGCUCAAGAAGGACAGACAGAGGCACCAGAUGCCGAAGAAGAUGCUAAUUUGCAUUUUGUUACUUUUGUCUGUGUCGAUGGAAAUCUGUACGAGUUGGAUGGAAGAAAAAGUGUACCCAUUAACCACGGUUCUAGUUCCGACGAAACUUUGCUAGAGGAUGCAAGCAAAGUUUGCAAGAGUUUUAUGGAAAGAGAUCCAGAAAAUGUCAACUUUACAGUUCUUGCUCUGACAUCCAUAGAAGAAGCAUAAAGUAGUGAAGUAACCGAUGUUCCACGCUCUCGCAUUUGCCAAAUCGAUUCUGCCUUACAUGGUGUACUGUCUACUGUCAGUCAGCAGCUAACGCAUUUAGAGACUAUCAUCGCCUUGUUCUAGCAUUAAAAUCUCUUCCUAGAAGAGACAUUAAAGGCCAAGAAAUGUUGCCUUUGAGCUAUUCUUUUCAUUUUACAAAUGCAAAAAUGUGAUACGGACCAUCUCCAGCAACAAAUAUACUUUUUUCAUUCGAGCGAUGUUGUCUGGUGCUCACACCAUAUUUAUCUAUCUGUAAUAAACAUAUCGAUCGGAUGGAAACAACCGUCUUCGCCCACGGCUCUCUCUCUCUCGUAUCUGAAUGUUUGUCCCAAAACAGCUUAAACAAUUAACGAACAAAUGGCCGUUUAAUGGCACAUGCCUGCUUUUUGUACCUCACAAAACGUAAUUGACAAUAAAGUUAAUGGCAUUCACCCGUUUGACUUCCCCUAUUAUUUUUUUACUUCUACCUCAGUUAUUACGUCAUGAUUAUAUAUUUCCGUGAAUAACUAAGUUUCAAUGCUGGCCUUUACUUUUUAUUUUAA
Centruroides sculpturatus (bark scorpion) is the source of this 1599-nucleotide messenger RNA. RefSeq names its product ubiquitin carboxyl-terminal hydrolase isozyme L3-like. Bases 323 to 1018 code for a protein of 231 amino acids. Gene Ontology annotation, cellular component: cytoplasm. NCBI's taxonomy places the organism in Eukaryota, Metazoa, Arthropoda, Arachnida, Scorpiones, Buthidae. Gene Ontology annotation, molecular function: cysteine-type deubiquitinase activity. Gene Ontology annotation, biological process: ubiquitin-dependent protein catabolic process; protein deubiquitination. The transcript has 10 exons. The record is from RefSeq and is a predicted model, not a curated record.